Messenger RNA from Penicillium canariense, 1077 nucleotides. RefSeq names its product J domain-containing protein. NCBI's taxonomy places the organism in Eukaryota, Fungi, Ascomycota, Eurotiomycetes, Eurotiales, Aspergillaceae. Gene Ontology annotation, cellular component: endoplasmic reticulum. The record is from RefSeq and is a predicted model, not a curated record. Gene Ontology annotation, molecular function: misfolded protein binding; protein-folding chaperone binding. The transcript is spliced from 3 exons. Bases 1 to 1077 code for a protein of 358 amino acids.
AUGGCGUCGGUUCUUCAUUAUAUCGGCUGGGCAUUUCUUCCCAAUCGCUCCUCGCAGUAUGCAACUUCCUUCCUCCAGAGUGUCUAUUAUGGCGUCACCAUUCGCGCCGGUGAACCUCGUCCCAUGCCCCAAACGCCACGGUAUGAGCGCCACCGCCGUCGUAUCUUCAUUUUCGUGAUUAUCAGCUACCUCGUCUACACACUCUACGAGACCUUCCACCAGGUCCAGGUCGCAGGCGACUACUACCAAGUCCUCGGCGUGUCACCGUUCGCCGACGAGCGUAUAAUCAAAUCCCGGUUCCGGAAGGUGGCCGCCCAGUUCCACCCGGAUAAGGUCGGGCUGGACAAUGGGGCAGAGGCACAAUUCAUCUUCCUGCGACGCGCCCAGGAAACGCUGGUCGAUCCGGUGAAGCGGUUCGCAUACGACCGUUUCGGCCCCGACAUGCUGACCUGGGGCGACAAGAAGACCAUGCGCGACUUUUUGACUGCGUCGCUGUCCCGCGUGAUCCUCCCGCAGUACGUCGGCGGCUUCGCGACAAUGAUCGUGAUGAACUGGCUGUGGUGGGCGAAUUGGGGGCGCUAUUGGCGCUUCUAUACCUUCGCGGCCAUGCUCACCCUCGAGCUCGCGCUCAUCACGCACCCGCAAGCCGUCUUCAUGCCAACCUCCUACCUCCCCUCCGCCCUCCGCGCCUGGAUCCCCGAAGAACAGUCCUUCUACCUCCUCCCCUUCCAGAGCCUAGCCAUCGCGCGCCGCGCCGCGAUCACCUUGCACAUCUUCAUCUCGCAAGUCGCGCCGCCCAGCGCCCGCACCGGUAAGGGCGAGAUACUGUCCCCGCAGACUAUGCAGCGGAUGGGCCAGCUCGUGCAGACAUCGCGGAAGACAGACUUCGAAGCCACCCGGCUGAUGCAGCUUGGCCUGGCGCCGUUCCGGGGCGACCGCGAGAGUGUGUCUGCGUUACGACGGGGGAUGAAGGAGGGUUUGAUUCUUGGAGGGGUGCGGUCUAGCCCGGAGGUGCAGCGGGCUGUUGCGCAGGUUAUAGAGCGGAGGAAGGCCGAGAAGGAUGGGAAGGCGGAUUAG